AUGUCACGUAACGGCGAAACCACCGACAGUCUACCCGCGCUGUGCAUCGAGCCCAGCGAUUCGAUCAUGCCUUUAUCUACUGAUAUCAAUGAGCCUCUGUCGACCUAUUUUCCUCCCCGAGAAGUCUCGAUCGCCACUGAAGUUGAGCAACUUCUGCCACCACUUAGCCUUGACCCUGGACCACAGGAACUAUUAGUACUUGAUAUCCCGCUGGUGGAUAAUGAGGUGUCGUUAGAUCCCACGAGUAAUAUAGCCUACGAUCCUACUUCAGCGAUAUCGCCCGACAAUAUACAAGAAGGGACAGACGAGGCCGAUCCUACUGCUGCGGCAACUGAAAGUUUGGUCCAAGUGACCAACCCAUUUGUGGUGUUAGCUCCUAAGCAAUCAGAAGACGUUGGAACCAACACAGCUAGUGAUAUCUAUAAACUGGCCCAGCUUCUCACUGACCAAUUCCAACAGCACCAUGGCUGCUAUCACCAAUGCCGUACACACCAGGAGAGUAAUCAUCAAAUGCGGUAUACGGAGCAUCUUGGCCCAGGAAAGUAUAUGGACCAGAUUCAGGCAGAUGGGGGAAAUCCAGACGUUCUAAGCGUGGCGGUCAUGACUAAACGUGAGGACAACCUAGCAGAACAGACCAAUGUAGACCGAAAACGGGAGAUCUAUACUGGGAUCAAUUCAGCCACGCCUGACGCAGGUCCAGUGCACCUCUGCCUUGCUGCCGACCAUGAGCCGGAACGCCCGACCGCGGUAACUUUUGAUAUCGAUAGUAUCGUGGGAUUUGCGCACAGCCUAGCAGUGGCUAAACUUGGAGUGCGGUGGAACUCGACUUAG
Penicillium nucicola is the source of this 831-nucleotide messenger RNA. RefSeq lists its product as uncharacterized. NCBI's taxonomy places the organism in Eukaryota, Fungi, Ascomycota, Eurotiomycetes, Eurotiales, Aspergillaceae. The coding region runs from base 1 to 831 and encodes 276 amino acids. The transcript is spliced from 2 exons. The record is from RefSeq and is a predicted model, not a curated record.